ACUCCUCGUUUGGCGAACAGGAUCAAGGUUCAUGUUUACCAGUGCUCUUAGGUAUUGGUUCCGUGCUUCAAUUUGCUAUUUAAUACAGUCCAUAAUGACAUUUGCCUAUCAACCAUUUUUUUGACCUUUAGGCCAGCGUGAUAUUAGUUUGUUUUUCUUUUUCAGGAAAGUACUAGCUCAAAGCGAAAUGCUCGUACUGAAAGACCGGGAGCUGAAGGAAACGCGGAACCUGUAUACUGCAGUCAAAGAUAUGCUGGCCUUGCAGCCUAGUCCAGAGAUUCAGAUAACAUUGAAUCGUACGCAACGGGCCCUGACAAAUAGGACCACGAAGAUGAAGUGCUUAAUCGCAGAGCUAAGCAUGCGUGAACGGCAAGUGAACGACCAACGCUUAGAGCUGGAUCGUGUCAACAGCGAACUACACUCCUACAAACAGAAAUAUUUCGAGAUGAAGAGAGCAUUGGACGCUGAUGAAGCAAGGAGGUUGAAGGUCGCAACGCCACCGUCAGCCGUGAUAUCAAAACAGGCAGUGGUUCUUCAGUAAAGUUAGUAAUCCCGCCUAUUACAUAUAACCGUUGAAAAAUCAGGGAUAGACAAUAACUUUAAGUUUAUUCAUUGUUUUAUUACCAAAAAACCGAGGUUUUAUGUGGAAGUACUCGAUUGCCAAAUUAUAAUCUUGAAACUUCUAAGAAAACCUUUUGAUUGAAACUAACGGUUGUGGUUGUUACUGUGUGUAACUAUGUAUUUAUUAACUGACUCCCGAUGGAAAAUGAAUACUUGAACACAUCGCAUUUUUUUUUGUAAAUGGGAAUAUUUCCCAUUCAUACGCCUUUACAAGUGUGGUACUACACAAGUACUACUGUACGAGCGACCCAGAUUUUAACGUAUUUUUUUUAAUCCAUCGCACUGUCAUUUCUUGAGCUACCUAUAAUAUAAAAUGAAAGAGAUAAUCGGACUUAGCAACUAGAUUGCAACAAAUAUACCGAAUUUAUAAAAGGCGAAUUGCUUGAGGUUUUCUUACAAAAAUGUCUGUAGUGACGAUUUUAAUUAUAUCAAGUUUAUAGUUCGUUGUAGCAUCGACAUAUUAAUUUAUUUGUUAGGGAUAAUAAUAUUCACUUAUGUGCCAAUUUAUACAUACGAUCUCAAUACUGCAUGAAAUGUUAUAUUUGUAAAACUAUUUGUUUUUAAAGUUACAAAUGCAAAAUAUAUUGCUAGUAAAUAUUCUUUCUAACUUAUAAAAUGUGCAAUAAGUAAAGAAAGCAGUGGUCGAUAUAUAUCAUAAUAGUUAUGUAU
Molecule: messenger RNA, 1290 nt
Organism: Spodoptera litura
Lineage: Eukaryota; Metazoa; Arthropoda; Insecta; Lepidoptera; Noctuidae
Product: cilia- and flagella-associated protein 58-like
Cellular component (GO): cytoskeleton
Source: RefSeq, a predicted model, not a curated record